UAAGAGGUGGGGGGGGGGCAGCGUUGGCAGGUCAUUUUACCACGCAAAUGAGAGAGAGAGAGAAAAAAAGCUUGGCGAAGGGAACGAGGAUUCUUCCUUCCUGCUGCUGCUUCUUUUUUUCCCCCGCAACUCCAGAAUUGUAGAGAUUCUACAGACGGGCUUUUCCUGUCUUCUGCACAGCACAGUAAAACGGCGGGGUUUUGUUUUUUUUUCUUCCCCUGGGUCCGAAGACGCCGACGGUGAAGUUUCUGCUCUAGAACGUCGCAAUCUCGGGCAAAAUGGAGCAGUUUAGCUGGUUAUCACAAAGCACGAGGAACCGGAGUGACAUUUCAGGGAACAGUUACAUAUCGCAAUCUCUUUUCGACUCCAUUUCUUCGUUUCUCCGUGAAAAUGAAAGUGAUUCCAGCGUAAUUGAAGAAUCUCCUAAAGAAUCUGCCUCAGACAGGAUUUUAAGCCAUUGCUUUAAACAGUAUAAACUCAGAAAUGAAUAUCCCUAUUAUUCCCUUAAAUUGAGACCAAAUAGAUUUGGGCCACCUAAAUCAAGACGGCGUAUUCAUAUUGCACCACCUAUGGAUAGUGUGGCUCCUAGUAUUCACAAGCCUCGGCCACCUGUUGUCAGUGAAGCAGAGAAAGUUCAGGAGUUGAGAGCACCUCCAGAGGCCCAGGACAGCAUCUCCACUGAGGAGAGUGACCUGCCAAAUAUGGAAGCUUGGAUUAAGGAGAGAAAACAACUGCGUAAUCUGUUGGAGAACUGUGUAAAUCUGGAGGAAUGGUUAACUGAAAAGAAGCCUCUCACUCAACAAGAAGGACACAUCCUGAGGAAAUUAAAAGAAGAAAGACAAGAGAAGGAGGCUAAAAUUCAAGCUGAGUUGCUGGCUCUCCAAAGUGUUAAGACCGCACCAAAGAGUGAACCAGUUAAAACUACACCUCUUAUCCGGGCUCCGUAUCCACCAUCUAUUAUUACACUACAAAACCUUCUGCAUAAGCAAAAACUCAAGCUUGUGGAUCUCUUCAAAAAAGCUGACAGGAGCAGGACAAUGAAAUUCAAAAGAGUGGAUUUCCUUAGAAUUAUCCAGGAGACCAAGGUGCCUAUCAGUAAAACUGACUUAGAAGAAAUCAUUGUCUUUCUCACUGUUUCAAAGAAAGGACAUAUUAUAACUGGUGCUGACUUAGCUGAAUGUCAAAGAUUAUGGAUGGACAAUAUAAGGGAUAACUGGAAACAGCCAAAGCAAGAGACAUUGUCUGUUGCAAAAUCUGCAUCCAUCACUGCAAAAGAAGAUAUAUUUCCUCAUGCCAAGUCCAGUAUAUCUUCUCAGGUAGCUAGUCAACCUAAGUCAAACCAUUUGCAAGUUCCUCCCAUCAACACUGAACCAGAUCGCAGGCACUUAACUUAUAACCAAAUGGAAAUAGUUGGGAAGAGAUACAAGGAAACCAGACGGCGGCUAAAGAGGAAGACGAAUCCAUUAGACUUUGCGGAACAGUGCAGACUAGUGAGGUCUGGAGACCCAAUUGUCGAUAGUCACUGCUUGCCAAGCUCCCUAGAGGGUGAAAUGGGAGAAUUGGUGGACCAGCAUCGACUGGCGUGCCACUACGUCUACUUUCAGUGUGUCAAGCUUUGCGAAAAAUAUGGAAUUCCGAUUUCAGAAAGAACGCUAAAAAGAGGUCUGCUGUACCCAGGAGACAGGCUCCUGAGACUCGGAAAGGACGCCCGGAAGUUGAGGCAGCCAGGAGGAUAUAUUGACAAUUCUAUUUACCUGGGCGAAUCUGAGGGUGAACCUUUCAAGGUUGAGGAAAGAAAGCCAAAACCAAUUAAGAAACCAGUUAAAAAGCAAGUUCGGGCCUGCCGCUGGAAGUCAUUUAAGGAAUUUAAGAAAAUGAUGUGUAAACACUCCAAAAGAAUACUACCUCCAUCGGAUAUUUGGAAUGAGAAAUUUCUUGGUGAGAAUUUGCCUGAGAGUCCAGAAGAGUUUGCAAAAAAAUACAUGGAAAGAGAACUGAGGAGAAUGUAUCACUACCUGAAUCCCUUGACCAACCCUAAUAAUUUCUGGCCGGGGCAUCUUCUUGAUAAGCUGCAUUUGUAUCUACCUGAAUCAAGACAGGAUAGAAGUGAAGUUCUGUUCAGUCGUGUUUCUGAGACGCACCCGGUCAAUCCUGGUAUUAAUGUUCCACACCGCAACUGGCCGGUCAACAAGAAAGGAUACACAACCUUAGGAGAUCCAGAAUCUCGCAAACACAACUAUUACAUUUGAUGGCAUUUUUGAAGAACUUGACCAAGAAAUCUGCUCCGCUGGACUAACAGAGAGUCAUAGUCCCAUAUAUGCAAUAUGACAAAAUUAUGGCCUGGUGAAAGGAGCUUUCAAUCAAUCAAUUUAUAUGUACUUUUAAGCAUGUUGCGUGAAUGACCAUGCUACAGAUUUUCAAUGAAAGGUUUGAAAACCUGGGUUUUUCGGAAACAGCUUUGCUUCUAUUUCUUCCUUAGAAAGAGGUACACAAAACAGGAAAUACAGUAUACAAAUUUUCCAAUGGGGGGGAAAUUGGUAGCUUUCUAAAGUGGGAGUACGGUUCCCAUUAGCUCUGACAGCCAAACAGGUUCUUCUAAUUUGGUUGCACAUUCCCCGCUGUUAUUGCAGGAGAUGUACAACCAUUGUUAUAACAAUGGUACUGAUGAGAAGGUUGAAGGAGAUGCAAGGGUUGUGUGGAAGAAGACAUCUUUCGCGGGCAGAAUGUCCCAAUUUUGUGUCCUGGCGUCUUCAGGCAAAAGGACUAUGUUGGAUCAAGACUCUGGCUGAGCUUCGUUUCCAGUGUGACCAACAAAUCACAUCUGGAAGGGCCCUAAGCUGCCCUGGUCUCUCCCUUCACAAGAAGGAAGGUCCCUUGUUUAUAAUCUUCCUACACUGCAGAUAGUUUUAUCAACCUAUGUCCUCCCUUUAUUUAUUUAUUUCCUAAAAUGGACACCUACCAUCAUAACCUUUCCCGAUGGAGAUGGAAGAUGGUCAGUUUUUGUCUCAUUCUGUAGUUAUCUACAUAAAAAUAUAUUGCACCGUAGAAAUGGAAAUACCGUACAGUGUACAGGGCUUUUUCCAUCCAAAUGGCUGAAGAGUUUUUGCAUAUUGUUAUACACAAAAUUUAAGGUGUAACUCUACUCCUCAAAUAGGCUCAACUAUACACAUGGAUCCAUUUGAAGCAUGCAAAUAUAGUUUGAGCUAGUGACCAAUCCAUGAACACUCAUGGGUUUGACCUGCUAAUCUAUGAAGAUCCAAUAAUAGGGUUAAAUAGCUGACCGAGUAAUGAAGACUACUCCUCAGUCUUGCAUUGCUAGAAUCAUUCAAGCAUAAGAUCAAUAACUAAAAGCCUUCAACAUGACCUGAGUUUAACUCAUAGAAUCAUCUAUUACAAUGUCCUUCCUGUUGAAGACUACUUCAGCUUCAAUUGCAAAAAUACACGAGCACACAAUAGAUUUAAACUUAAUGUUAACCACUCCAAUCUUGAUUGCAGAAAAUAAGACUUCAGAAACAGAGUUGUUAAUACUUGGAACACACUACCUGACUCUGUGGUCUCUUCCCAAAAUCCCCAAAGCUUUAACCAAAAACUGUCUACUAUUGACCUCACCCCAUUCCUAAGAGGUCUAUAAGGGGCGUGCAUAAGAGCACAAGCGUGCCUACCGUUCCUGUCCUAUUGUUUCCUUUCAUUAUAUCCAAUUAAUAUAGUUAUUACAUACUUAUGCUUAUAUAUAUGCUUAUAUAUUAUAUAGUUAUUUCAUGCUUAUGCUUAUAUAUACUAUUGUGACAAAAUAAAUAAAUAAAUUUCAUUAAAGAGAUCAGUUGGGUUUUCUGUUGCUAUUCAUGGUGAGCCCGUUAUCACAGCACACUUAAUGAAAUCAAACAAAUUCAAUCAAAUCUUACAGGUGAUUGUAGCUGCACACAAUUUCACAUACUGAUUAAAAGCUUCCAUUUGGAGGAUUACACAAUUCCACUUAGGAAGUGUCUGAUAUUCUUUGAGCCCUUAUACUAGGAGACCACCAGCAAGGAUUUAUUACUUCAAUAACCCCAUUCUUGCUGGAUAGGGAAAGAUUUAAUGUAACAGAAGGGCUUUUC
This is a messenger RNA of Ahaetulla prasina, 4094 nucleotides long. RefSeq names its product EF-hand calcium binding domain 12 (gene EFCAB12). The coding region runs from base 279 to 2249 and encodes 656 amino acids. Lineage: Eukaryota; Metazoa; Chordata; Lepidosauria; Squamata; Colubridae. The record is from RefSeq and is a predicted model, not a curated record. The transcript has 10 exons.